Rhododendron vialii is the source of this 2568-nucleotide messenger RNA. RefSeq names its product chaperone protein dnaJ 6-like. The record is from RefSeq and is a predicted model, not a curated record. The transcript has 7 exons. Lineage: Eukaryota; Viridiplantae; Streptophyta; Magnoliopsida; Ericales; Ericaceae. The coding region runs from base 461 to 742 and encodes 93 amino acids.
AGUUGUUAGACAAGAUGCCUUAAGAAAAGAAUAACGCGUUGCUUCCUGUCUAAAGCGAGAGCAUAAAUGUUUUUGCAGGGGUGACGUUAUAGGGUUGGUGGGCAUAGGUUGCUAGAUGUUGUGAGCCGGUGUACCCAUAUUCUAGAGAAUAUGCUCAGUAAUUGGGGAGAUCCUGAUGGAGUCUUACUUGCGGGGACCUUGUAGGAGUUUUUCCGAACUAUGUAAAGAAAAGUUGCUUUGGUUUCUUACAAUCGUGUCUCUUUUUGAACUGCAGGUCAUGAUAUUUGCUUUAUAUAACACAUCUACAUUGUUUGCAGAUCACUAAGGCUCAUAUUGAAGAGUUUGAAGCAAACUAUAGAGGAGCUGACACAGAGAAAAAGGAUUUGAUUGACCUGUACAAGAAGUACAAGGGUAACAUGAACAGGAGGCAAAAGAAAAGUUCUUGCAGUUGCAGAAGGUGAUGUCAAUUCUUGUUGUUGAGGAGAAAAGGGCGCUCUAUGAUCAAACUAGUUGUGUUGAUGAUGCUAUGAGACCUUGCAGGAGCUUUUUCCGAACUAUGUAUAGAAAGAUCACUGAGGCUGAUAUUGAAGAGUUCGGAGCAAACUACAGAGGAUUUGACUCAGAGAAAAAUGAUUUGAUUGACCUGUACAAGAAGUACAAGGGUAAUUUGAACAGGUAUGAUUUGGCGAUUGUAUGGAGGUCUACAUAUUCCUUUCGACGUCCGAUAUAUGUGAGCAAAUGAGGUGAAACAAGGAUUAGGCAAAUGCCUACUAGGUAUUUGACAGAAAGCCCUCUAGGUGAUUAUUAUUCUCCUUUAGUUAUUUUUUGUCCACUGAGGUUUCAUGAUCAUUGCAGCUUUUGGUUUUCAAUUAGGAUUUUAGUUUUUUAGCUCUUUGAUUUACUUUGUAGGUGCGAUUUAAUUUUUUGCUGUGAUUUAAUUGUUUGAAACGCUAACCUCUUUGUCACCAACCUCUCACAGUUACCCAACUCUCUUUGGGCUUUGAUUUAUUUAUGUUCUUGAUGUGAAUCCAUAUUUCUGAUGAUACUGAAAUGGCUGGUUUCAACUGGAAUUCACACUAGCAUGACACAAAUAGACUUCAGGCAGUAGUAUUUGCUGUUCUUCUACAUUUUGUUAGUAUUUGUUGGUUCUACUCUAGCUACAAAGCAUUGCUGCUCUAUUUGGCAAGUUAUAUUUUUUUGUUUAGUCAAGUUAGGUCAACUGGGGUAAUCUAGUAAAAAUAAUUUCUGCUUUGUAUGAAGAAUUUGGAGAUUCGUCCUUCUUUAUUUCAAAUAAAUAAUAAUAUUUUGGUGGUUGAGCGAGUUCGUCUUCAGUUAGCUUGCAAAAAUUGGAGGUGAUGAAAUAUGGUAAUUUAAAAAGUGCCUUCAGGCAUGAGCUGAUAGAUAGUAGUUGUCACUUAUCGAAAAAUAUAUUUGAAAGAAGUUUGAAAUUGGUAUUUGGAGGCUCAGGGUUUAAAAUUGGUAUAUCUUGGAUCAUCCACAUCUUUUGUAUAAGAAUCAGGUUCCCAUUGGCAUAAAAUUGGCUUUGUUUUCUUUCCUUGGCAAAAAACAUUGACCUCUAUUAAAGGGAUCUAUACUUUUGAAUCUUAUCUUGAUGUAAGGUCUUUUGAGGAUGCAUGGCAGCAUGUGUAGGCAAUUUGAGCAUUGACCGACUGUACUUCGUGAGGUAAUAGGAACCAUCACAUAAAAUUUGAACAUAUUGAAUCGUUCAUGUUUUCUUAGAUUCACAUGAUUAACUUAGGUGGCCUUGUGUCAAGCAUAUUGUAUGGUAAGAUUGCAUGAUAGUUGCUUUAGGUUGGGAUUGCCUAAUUUUCAGAAAGUGCCUUGAAGCACAUGCAAUUUGGGUGUUGGUACAUGAAAAGUUAAGGGAAGAAACAAUUAGUGUUUUGUUAUGGCAUUAGGUUUAUUGUAAAUUAAUAAGGUUGAAGGUGGAUAAGAGAGCUGGUUAAUGUGUGGAUAUUCUGAAGUUAAGUGGUCCCAUCAACAAACAAACAAAGUUUACCUGUUUUUGUUCUAGAUACAAUUUAUGUGUACUUUUAUGUUCCCAUUGCGAUAAGUUGCUAAAUUUAUGAUUGCUUUGGUACACAAAGUUUUGAAAAAAUGGGAUUGAAGUGAAGCUGCAAAAUUAUUCUUGGAGUGUCCUGGAACAUCUCUCCGGGAAUGAACAUUAAGAGGAUUGUUAUACACUAAAAUAGUUAUGAUUAUUUUAUUUCGCUUCCCUUUUUGUAUUUUGAUCAUACUAUUGUACAUGGAUGUGAUUUGGGUACUGGUUGGUCAAUGAUUUUUGGUUGAGAAAAUGAAACCGCUUAGAAAUCCCAAUUUUAGCAGAGUUAGUAGAUUGAGAUUCUUCAAUGAGGUUCUUCUAUGAGGUUUAUAUGCUAUAAAAACAGGAGUUUGAGAUUCUUCAAUGAGGUUCAUUAGUAGAGCUAGUAGAUUGCAGAUUCAGAAUGGGCCUUGUGUAGGUGUUUUUCCUAUUAGAAACGUGAUAAUUAUGCUUGCAUGUGAUCUUUUGCUCCUUUGAUAAAUUUCUGUGAUGCGUGUAAAUAGUAC